AUGAAAUGUCUUGUGCUUUCGAAUUAAUUUCACCUGUUGCCUUUAAAUAUGGUUAUCCUGUGUUAUCAUCGUUCAAGGUGUUCUUUGCACCGAAACGUAAAAUGCCUCUGUUCUUUGCACCUGUGAGGCAUUAGAUGAGCCAUUUUGCCCUACCAUCAGAUUUAGAGCGAGUUCUUUUUGUUCCAGAAUCAAUUUACAAUAUAUUCGUAUAAUAUUUGUAAAAACUAAUAUUUGGAAUUAUUCCAAUUGAAUUCUCAUUUAUCUAACUAUGGCCGAGAAAGCACUCUGAAGUACAUCUUUAUACAAGGGCACAAUAAGGAUGAAGGCACAUGCCCAUUCUAUACUGUUCAAUGAGAUGACCACUUGCCUGUCCAUCAAGUUAUCAUGCAGACAUUAGAUCCGACACCAUCUCCCGAAGAUGAUUGGAGGAUCUAUUGAAUUCCCAUGAUGAUAAAGAGAGUUGAUUUUACACAUUUAGAAAAGUUGUCAUAUUUGGAAAAAUUUACGUAGAUUAUCUUUUAUCUAUUUAUUCAAUGCAAUGGGCAAAGGAAAGAGACUAUACCACAGAAAAAAUUCACCGUUUAAAAAAAAAGUGGCUAGAAUUGCCUGGUCUAGACUUGCCAUCCAAAUACCUGAUUAGAACCGCGGAAUGCCUGUCCAUCAAGUUUCCAUGCAUGGUCACUGGCCAGCAUGCACAUUUGACUGCAUCACACUUUUUGCUUAGUCCAUAGUUUCUUCUUCUUCCCAGACUAGACACUCUAAUUACCCUAGUCGUUUAACUCUUUAUCACGUCAUGAAACUUCAAUGAUGUCUUUAUACCAUUGCCACACCAUGGGGUCUUAGAUAUUUUUUAAUUUUCUGAUAUGCCUGGUUUUCUCUUGGUUUAAUGCUCUUCGAAGCUCACAUGAAAAUCUGUCAUAAAUGUCUUGACUUUUCUUCUCAAUUUUAUUCCACUGUUUAUCUUUUACUUAAAUCAGGGGGCAGUGCGAGCUAUUGCCAAGGAGCUAACGUUUCCUCUACCAAUUUUUUCCACUGUUUAUCUUUUACUUAAAUCAGGGGGCAGUGAGAGCUAUUGCCAAGGAGCUAACGUUUCCUCUACCUCUUCUAGCUAUAUCUCACCAGCAAUUAAUACGUGGUACUUGUUUGAAUAAUUAUUGAUUUCAUCAUGUUAUAUUUCAUCUAUUAUUCAUUGCCUUGGUGGACAUUUUGAUCCAUCACUGAUUAGUUUUUUUCGCAGGUAAAUUGAGAGAUCCUGCUUCUGCCGCACUUGUUGAGGUCUGCUCCUUGCAAGGCUUGCCCAGUCAAAUCGUUGCAUUUUUAUUAAAUUUUAGAGCGCGCGACCCAAACCGAUUAGUUCAUUUUCUUAUGUUCAUUGGUUCAUUCUGCCUACAGGUCUGGGAAAAUUAUUUUGGAGUCAGUAUUAGAGAUGCAGCUGAUAAGGAGUUAUACAGUCCCAGCCAUCUAGCUGAAAAAUUUGCAGCUGCAUCAACGACUGUGGGGAGAAUUGGUUUCAUUGGCCUUGGGGCAAUGGGUUUUGGAAUGGCAACUCAUUUACUAAAAUCAAACUUUUCUGUGAUUGGUUAUGAUGUAUUAUUCUUUUCUUAUCUCGUUGUACCUUAUUAUUUGAUGAGUUGAUUCAUUUUUUCUAGUCUGACUGGGAGUAGACAAUCUUAUUCAGUUUCAGUCAUUGCAUCAUUUCCAUCGCUGAAUAAGUUUACAGUUAUCCACAUAUUAUCAAUGCAUUUGACCUUACUUCCUUAUGGAGCAUAUUGUGCGUUUUUGUUAGUGCACUAUCUUUCUUCACCGCGAACACUGGACUGCCUCAAGGAGGCAAAAACUAAAUUAUCUCAAUCUGUACACACAGAAAACCGUCCUUGGAAAAGAAAUGAAAUUGUAACUAAAGAUUAGCAAGCUUUGCCAAGUAGACUGAUUCUUGUCUAAAGCGGCCAGCUUGGAUCACGAUUGAGGAACCUUAAUGUAGUUCAAAUUGGGGAAAUUUGGUUCCCCUUGAAUGUCAAGAAAAAGGUAAAACGUAAAGAUUGAGGUGAGAAAUCAGAUUUCUCGGAUAGGAUUCCACUUGAAAUGGUCUUCUCCUAGAUAUCCAAGUCUGAUUUGCACACAGCCAAUUUGACAUCUAAUCAUGUAUUGAAGACCUUGAGAUUAUCACCAUUUGUUCAUACCCUAGUCUCUUGUUUUUCUGGUUCAAGUCCUUAUAGUCUCGGAAUCCUUAACCCUCAAAUGGUAUCAUAUUGAAAACAUUCUAUUCUUUGGGUCAUUAAGCUACUCAUCUGGUAUUUUUUCCUCAAAUAUUUUAGUAGACAACGUAAAGUGUCUUAGGCUAGUCACUAAUCUUUAGUGCAAGAAUAGAAUGUAAGGGGGAACAAAAACUGUGCACGCCACAAUGGAACACAUGAAUUUUAAUAGUGAUUCGAUCAAUCCCAAAACCUACUCUUCCACCUAUUCCCUUUUCAGUAUUUUAUAAUAAGUUUCUAUCAACCCUAUUAUAUAUUGGCUUUCUUAAGAUAUUAAUCAGACCUUUAAACAAUGUUAACUUUCUUAGGAUACCAAUCACUUCGUCACGAUUUCCAAGCUACAAAAAAAUAAUGAGCCCAAAUAAAAUACUCAAAAAGCCUAUUAAAUAUGAGGGAAGCAUUUCUGAAGUGAUGGGAGAUGCAACUCGAUCAUUUGAACUUAGUUCACUUUAUUGGUUUGAACACGAGCAACAAUAGGGAUUUAAACUUUUGAUUUGUAGGAGUUUUGUAAGACUUCCUUUCAUGUCCUUUAAUAGUCUCCAAUCGCUAACUAGAUGUUGUCAAGAUUUCCUCUACAAAUGGUCAGGUUUUAUAAACAUUUUUACUUGCUAUUUUCAGCAAUAUUGUUUCUGCGGAACCACGUGUUGGCACUUUUGAGUUUUUGUGUCGGCACACGUCCAAGAGUGGACGACCAGACGCUCACUUUUACUUCAAGAUUGGACACGAGAUAUGAUUAAAAUUUCUACACACAAAGCCACUUCUUUUUUGCAUAGAUUGCUCUAUAACCUUAAGGGAUCAAUUUAUCUUACUGACUUCAUUUUUUAUCAUUUUUUUCUUGAAAACCUUCAUUUCAUUAUUUAAACUCAUGCAAAAUAUUUACAAUAAUUGAUAUAAAAAUAGAAACUUGGUAAACAUCAAAAUCAACUUAUUGUGUUCAACACAACCCAUCAUCGAAAAAAGUUAUUAUUAUGCUUCUCGUUCACGCUCACAAGGUUAUGGUCUUCAGUGCAUUAGUACAUUGAUGCUUCUUUUCUAACAAUUUUCUGAGUUUCACGAGAAAGUUGAAUCCUAUGUGCUUUCUGAGAAAUUUUCCAUCUUAUGUAAAUCAUAUAUUAUGUCAUUUAUCUAUGUAUGAAGUGUUUUAAGUUAGAAUCUUAGGGUAUCUUAAUAUCAAUAAUAUUGAUGUGAAAAAGCUGGUUUCAAAUAUUAAUUUAAUUAGUUAUGAAUUCUUUUAUUUCUAGCAUAAUGACAAUCUAAGUUUGGGAUAGAAACCCUAAUGGAUGUAGGAAAGCUCUCAGAGCGAACAACACUAUGAAAGAGAAGAUUGAGCGAGAACGAUGUUUUAUCUUGAAACAAGCAGAUCCUCUGAAUAUCGUUACAAAAUGACCUAGAUAUCCUGAAAUAAGGCCAGUCAUCAAGGGAAACAGUAUCAAAAAGACGUUAGAGAUUAUUUUCGGACUAUUAUAGUUUUUUUAACGGCUAUAAUCACCUGUCUUACACUCUUUUUCCUCUUGUGCUUAGACUUAUCUCGUUAUUUAGAAAUUAGGCCAAAACAGUCAUCUGCAUCAUCUCCUUUCAUUAUAUGUUUAUUUGACAAAUUAUAGUUCUUUUUUUGCUCAUUUCAUGCAGGUGUAUGAGCCAUCGUUAACUAGAUUUGCAGAUGUUGGUGGUUUAAUUGGACAUUCACCUGCGGAAGUAUCUAGAGGUAAUUUUCGAUGUGUGCUUUUUGUCAGCUUAAAGUCACAUGCAGACUGAAAUUUUGGAUCAUUCAUGAAGACUCUACAAGAUUAUACUUUUCUACUCAUAGUCUAAUAAUGUAAUACAUGAUAUAACCUUAACCCCUGUGCUGCAUUAUAUUCAUAUAACAACUCUUAUUGGACCUAGUGUGCCAUAAUAUAUAAUUGUUGUGUACCAGAUGUGGAUGUGCUGAUAAUCAUGGUUGCAAAUGACAUUCAAGCAGAAAGCAUUCUGUUCGGUGAUGGUGGAUCUGUGUCAGGUAUUCGUAAUGAAUGUACUGCCGAUGUUAUAACGAUUGUGUAGUGCGUCUUAAUCAUGAUGUUUUUGCAGCCCUUCCUGUUGGGUCAUCCAUUAUUCUUUCAUCUACUGUCUCUCCUGGCUAUGUGACUCAGCUGGAGCAACGCCUAAAAAGUAAAUUCUUUCUCCUUCUUAUUGUAAAUUGGCAAUGCCCUUUAUUUCAUUGCCUGGUAAGAAUAUUCUUAGAUAUUGAUCGGCUGAGAUAUUGGGUCACCUUUUCUUUUCUUCUUUGAGAAAGUAGGGGCUCUUUAUUUUUCUCAUUGAAGUUAGUUAUUGGUAGAUGUCAUUUGUGAAGAAAAGAAGUCAAUUCUAGAAUGUUACAUUAUUCUCUAUCCCUGUGAGGCUCGCAAGUGUGUUUAGAGUACGCAGGCUUCCAAGCAAACAGGCCAACCAAUGAGGAAUCUAGCCAACAUCCGCUUGUGGUUGUACCUUUUGUCUAUGGUGCAUAUGACAGGGCCUAAAAGAAUAUGUAUGCGUUUGAGAUGCUGUGUUUGAAAAUUUGUACACUGGAUAUGGCUAGUUCAGAUUCGCAAUUAAAUCUAUCAACCUCGUUCACUCAAUGACAAUUGAUUGAUUUGGAGGGCUGAAUUAUUUUACUAUAUGGGACAGUGAAUCAGGUUUGGUACGAUAUCAUAAACUAUAAGUCCAUCCGCUUUCAUAAAACGCUACCAAUGACAGAAAUGGAAUGUUAAUCUCUUUGUUGAUUCCAUUUACUUGUUACCAUAUGAUACUUUCCUCCAUCAAAUUUUAUUUAUCUGCUGUUGACUGUUUCCUAGAUUAUAACAGAGUAGUUUUAUCACAGACGAGCACAAAAACUUGAAGUUGGUGGAUGCGCCUGUUUCUGGUGGUGUCAAAAGAGCCGCGGAUGGAACACUUACAGUAUGAUUGUCAUUUUCUCGAGAACUAAUUGUUGAAAUGGUUUUUGGUGGAUGUUGACUGCAUAUACAUUAAUUUAUCGAAUUUUAUGAGAUCAAACUUUUUUCCACCCUAGAUAAUGGCAUCCGCUACUGAUGAAGCUCUUGAGCAUUCAAGUUCCGUCCUUUCAGGUAGAAUUAAUUCCAUGCAAGUUCAGUCCUUUCAUGCAAUCAUAGUUCUUUGCUUGUUGAAGAAUUAAUUCUCUAGUUGUCUAGAAAUUAAUGGCUCUUGGUUUUUUCUUUAAAAACAAUUCCAGCAUUAAGUGAGAAGCUCUAUGUUAUAAGAGGUGGAUGUGGAGCUGCAAGGUAAUGGAACAGACACAGCCCUCCUUUACUUUUCCUGUAAAUGAGAUACUUUAAAAUCUAGAUGUACUUGUUUGAAACUCACGUGAACAUUACGUUUCACGGUUUCUUUGAAAUAUAUUCUUUAAAUUUCAUUAUUGAGAGAAGAUGUCUGAGGAGCUUACAUUCCUUUUCUGAUGGCCAGUUCUGUAAAAAUGGUCAACCAAUUGCUAGCUGGAGUUCAUAUAGCAGCAGCAGCUGAGGCAAUGGCAUUUGGGGCUAGAUUGGAACUUGGUACAAGAAUGUUGUUUGACAUAAUCACGAAAAGUCAAGGAAACUCAUGGUAUUCAUGAAAUUUCAAUUUUUCAACUUCGACAUUAGAAUUCAAUUAACAUUUGGUCCUCACUUACUAUGCACAGACAUCAUGUCACAAAUCAAAACUGCUCUGUGUAAUUUAUCAAUCUAUGAUUAAGAAAGGUUGCUGCUAAUUUAAUGAUUGAGAUUUUUUAUGAUCCACCUCAGGAUGUUUGGAAAUCGUGUGCCACACAUGCUGGACAAUGAUUACACGCCAUAUUCAGCUGUUGAUAUCUUUGUGAAGGAUCUUGUACGGAUUUAUGUCAAAUUUCUUCUUUCAAUUUUUUUACCUCGAUUGUGUGCCUGCCAUUUUCUACUCAUGCGUGAAUUUUGUUCAGGGAAUUGUUAACAAUGAAGGAUCAGUCCUUAGCUUACCCCUCAACCUUUCUGCUGUUGCUCACCAGCAGUUUCUAGCAGGUCCUCUACAAUUGGGGUUUUAGAUGAUAGUUUUUUUACCUUAGUCUUCUUUCAAUGGCUUGGAUCUUUCUCACAUAUACAUGUCAACAAAAAUUCAUGUUCGUGGGUCCUGCAGCAUCUAAACUAAUGUACCUAUAAUAUACCUUUCAUAGAUAUAUAUUAACUUUGCAAUACUAUAUUGUGUAUCUCCUCUACAUCUUUCCUUAUUCGUGUUCUAACAGCAUGUUAGCAGUUGUCUACCAAUCCGUAUCAUUAUAUUGAUGUUUAAACCGUCAUCUAAUGGGGCAAUGUUUUGAUUCAUUAGGUUCUGCUUCUGGAUGGGGCCGACUUGAUGAUGCUGCUGUUGUCAAGGUAUUCGAUUUUUUAUGCAGAGUUCCUUUCAUUACGAUGAACAGCCUUGAGAAAUAAUUAAAAUGCCAAAAUGGAGACAAAAACAACGGAAGUUGUAUUCGGAUCAAGUGCCCGGAUUUGCUAGGCUCAGUCUCAGGGAGAGCUGGAUUCAGGUUAAAAAGGCUCUAAUUAUUACUCCUAUUAAGUAUUUAUCUGUAAGCAUUUGCUAAAAAAGACUGAAUUUAACAAAAAAUUAUGGACGAUUUUUACAUGUGGUAAAUAGAUCGCAAGACAGACUCCCAAUUACAGUUGUCGAGGAUUCCUGGUAAUAUAUCGAAGAAAAUUUGUCUCUAACUUGCCCAGUGACCUUAAUGACACCUCUUGUACGUUUGAACGAUUUUCUGCUUCAGAGAACUAAUGGGUAUCUGAGUCAACAAUAGAUUGUACGACCCUAACCUAGUUUAUAUGUAUAGGUCAACAUUAGAUUAUACUACCCUGGGCUGCUUCAUUUGUAUUACCGAUCUACUUCUCCACUUUUUGUUUAUUGUGGGUACAGUGGAUGAUGUCUAUUUAUUGGUAGCGUCUAGGCAAAACUCUAUUCUUGAGUAAUACAUUACAUUUGUGCGCUAGUUGAUUUUAUGAAUAAUCAAUGUGUUAUGCUAGUCUGGUGGUACAUUUUAUCUUUAUUCGUCUUUUAUUCCUCAAGAAAAGACAGUUAUUUACCCUUUUAACUGGAUGAGUUAUAAUCGCUACUUCGUUGGUUUCAGAGUUGAGACCACUUGCUAUUUUCUCGUUGUGUUGACAGGUUUAUGAGAAACUAACGGGAGUUACUGUUGAAGGAAAACACGCCAUUCUUAAGAAAGAAAAGGUCCUUAAUUCUCUACCACCUGAGUGGCCAGAGGAUCCUAUUGUUGAGAUUAAAAAACUGGAAGGUCACAACACUUCUAAAGUUUUAGUUGUCUUGGAUGACGACCCUACUGGAACACAAACAGUUCAUGACAUCGAAGUCCUGACAGAAUGGUAAACCUCGAUCACUUUGAAUUUCUUUGUUGUUAUUAACAACAUUAUCUAUAAACAUCAUCUUCUAUGGAUAAUUUAGGUAUGUUAUUCCUAAGUGGUGCUCUUUUAUUUCUAUGCAGUUUCUUUACUUGUAUCACGAUAUCAGUUAUAGAAUUAUCUGAGAUCUUAAGCUAAAAGAUGCACAUUGAAAACUGUUGGUCAUCAUAACUUGGUUUUAACUAUAUUUCUUACAUUUUCAAUUCAGGAGCGUCGAUUCUCUUGUUCAGCAGUUUUUGAAGAGACCUAGUUGUUUUUUCAUUUUAACCAAUUCCCGAUCACUAAGCUCAGAGAAGGUAAAUAAUCCAUGAGUCACUGGUUAUGGUGAUCCGACUUGAUACCAGUGACGCUUAAAUCCUUUUGUCUGUGAAAUGUAUUUGUAUGAAUAUAGCUGGACAUUAUUGCAUCGGUAACUCUAUUGUUUUGGUUUAAAUUGACAGGCUUACGGAUUAACUGAAGAAAUCUGUAGAAACAUAGAUACUGCGGCUAAAUCAGUUGGAGACGUUGAUUUUUCUGUGGUUUUGAGAGGUGAUUCAACACUCCGUGGUCACUUCCCACAGGCAAGUUUCUUGCUUUUCCUGUAAUCCAUCCUAUCAAUUGAUAUUUUUUAAUAAUAUACAUUAUCGUGUUUCUCUUAAAGUUAUCAAAGUAUUUAAGGAUAGCUGACUACAGGAACCAGAUGCAGCUGUUUCCGUACUAGGGGAGAUGGAUGCCUGGAUUAUAUGCCCUUUCUUUCUUCAAGGAGGUCGAUAUACUAUUAAUAAUAUUCACUACGUUGCAGAUUCCGACAGGUGUAUUUCUCACUCAGAUGCGUGAGAAAUUAGUAUCAUUGUAUAUUCAAUACACUGACUUUUUAAUGUGGCUCUCUUUUUUGUCAAUAGUCUUGUCCCUGCUGGUGAUACCGAGUUCUCUAAAGAUGCUGCGUUUGGCUACAAAGCUUCUAACCUCUGUGAAGUAUGAUCAUUUUACAUUGGAUGUCAUGAAGGAAAACAUUAUUAGCAUUAUAACUCGAUUAAUGAGAAUUUAUGUGUUUUUUUGUGAUACGGAUCACUAGUGGGUUGAAGAGAAAACUAGAGGACAGAUUUCAGCCAGUAGUGUCGCAUCCAUCUCUAUUCAGCUUUUGAGAAAGGGAGGACCAUCUGCUGUAUGUGAGCAUCUUUGUAGUCUCCCAAAGGUGAACAGAAACUGUUGCUACCUUCUCGGGCUUUACUUUGGCAACUCUUUGUUAAUGCACCUGUAUGCGGUGGUUUAAAUUCAGUAAGAUGAUUCUGGCUUAACAUUUCGUUUGAUAGUCUAUUCAUAUUUCUUUCUUUCUGCCUUCUUGUCCUUGGGAAACUAGUAUUAGUUGGUAAUAAUUUUUACUUCACCCAGAAAAAAACCAGUGCUGGACAAGAUACUGUAACUCUUGACUAGGAAGAUCCUAACAUCCUAGUUUUACCACAAUAGUCAACUUGGUUAAGAUUGUCUUAAAUUGUAGCAUGGUAGUCCUCAAUUUGGUGUGCUGGAGAUCCCGCAACACAUUUGGCGAGGAAGAAAAACCUUUAUUGAACAAAAAAAAAGAAUCUGUUUUACAAGACGGAUGGGGUCCAGUAUUUAUACCAGACCCUUGAGAGUACAUAAUUAUAAGUAUUUAGGGCAUAUCUGCCAAUAUGAAAGUGCAUGGUUAGUUAUAAAAUCCUCAUGGCAACAUUCCCCCUCAAUUUGGUGAAUGAAUAUGAUUCAUUCCUAGCUUGUGAAGAAUUUCUUGUAGCUAUGUGCCUGAAACACCUUUGGUGAGCAUAUCUGCUAACUGAUCUUUAGUUGAAAUAUAUGGUAUACAAAUCAACAUUGUCUCAAGUUUUUCUUUAAUAAAAUGCCGAUCAAUCUCCGCAUGUUUGGUACGAUCAUGAUGUAUUAGAUUAUGUACCGUGUUGAUUGCUGACUUAUUAUCACAGUAAAUCUUCAUAGAAUCCGAUAAAGGAAUAUGCGAUUCAUUGAGUAAUUUUUCAUUCAGAGAAGUUCACAAACCCCUUGGGCAAGUGAUCUGAGUUUUGCCUCAAAACUUGAAUGGGCUACCACGGUCUGUUUUUUACUUCUCCAAGUAACCAGAUUCCCACCAAUAAAUGUGAGAUUACCAGUGGUUAAUUUCUGGUCAAUUAUUGACCCUGCAUAAUCAGCAUCUGUAAACAUUUUGACAUUUACUUUCCCACUGUGUUUGAAGAGUAUUCCUUUGCUGAGUGUGCCCUUUAAGUAAUAUAACACUCUAUAUGCUGCAUAUAAAUGAAUCUCUUGUGGCUGAUGCAUGAAUUGACUCAAGAUACUCACCGCGUAUGAGAUAUCUGGUCGAGUAUGCAUGAGGUAGUGUAAACAGCCAAUAAGCCAUAGGUACAUCUCACAAUCAACCUGGACUGCACCCUCCACCAAACAAUUGGUGUAGUAGCUGGUCUACUGCAGACUUUCCUGUUUCGGCCAACAGAUCUGUUAUGUAUUUUUUUUUAGAGAUCAAAAUUCAUGAACUAGAGUGAGACACUUCGAUACCUAAAAAGUAUCUUAGGCAUCCCAAUGUCUUGACAUCAAAUGCUGAAGCCAAAUUAUAACUUAAGUUCUGUGCCCCUACAUCAUUAUUCCCUAUGAUGAUGAUUCAUCAACAUAGACCAAAAGCACGGUUACUCCCCCUGAAGGAGAGUGUUUAAAGAACAGUGUAUGAUCAGCAUUACUUUAGGAGUAUUACAAUGUCUUCAUAGUGGCUAUAAACCGUCCAAACCAGGCACGUGGGGACUGUUUUAGUCCAUAGAGAGAAUUCUUUAGCUUGCAAACAAUGUUGGGAGAGACAUUAAACUCAUAGUAUGGUGGUAGUAUUCUAUUAACCUCUUCCAUAAGAUCACCAUGCAAAAAUGCAUUUUUUACAUCAUACUGUUAGAUAUCCCAACUGAAAAUCGCAGCUAGAGAUAAUAAGAAUCGGACAGUAUUCAUUUUUGCCACCGAGGAAAAAUUCUCUUGGUAAUCAAUUCUGUAGACUUAUGUGUAGCCUUUGGCCACUAAUGUGGCUUUAUACCGCUCAAUUGAACCAUCAGUAUUGUACUUCACGAUAUACAUCCACUUGAAACCCAUUAUUUUCUUAUUUAGUGGUAAUGCUACCAAAUCCUAUGUCUCAUUUUUCUAAAGAGCCCUCAUUUCAUCAUCCAUGCUUGCUUCCACUUCAAGUUAGACAGAGUUUCAGAGAUAUUCUUAGGAACAGUAGAGGAAUCUAAGGAAGCUAGGAAUGACCUAUAAGGAGGUGACAACCAAUGGUAGGAUAAGAAAUUGGCUGCUGGAUAAAGGGGGUUUUAGUACAUUGUCUAAUAGGUUUCUGCAGGGCAAUUGGAAGUGAGUCACAUUGUAGGUUUGGUUGAUCAUCUUGUGACGAAGAAGGAGAUAUUUGGAUAUUUUCUAAGGCCUCAUUCGAAUCAUGGGCAGGUUGAGAAUCAUGAAUGACACCUUUUCUAGAAUAUACCAUGCCAAACCUCAAAUAUUCAGGAAGCAGAUCUGUUGUGGAAUGGGAUAUUUCAGGGGCUGAAAUAGGAAUAUAGAGCUGGAAAGGACUCAUGGAUAAUGGUAUUUUCUAUAGGCAAUGUAUGUUGUUCAUUUGAUGACGACUGAUUGAAAUAAGGUACUGUUUCAUGAAAUGUUGCAUCCAUAGAAGUAAAAAAUUUCUUAGUUGGAGGGUGGUAACACAUAACUUUUUUGAUUAACAGCAUAAUCAAGAAAGAUACAUUUCAGUGAUCUUGGUGCAAGUUUUCUUUUAUUCUGUUUAUUAUUAUGAGCAAAAGAAAUACAUCCAAAUGUUCUUGGUUUAAUUUUAGUGUUAAUUUGGUGGUGUGAGAAAAAAUUGGCUAGGGAAUCAGGACUGCAGAAGUCUAAGAUUCUAGAAGGCAUACGGUUGAUGAGGUAUUGAAUGGUAAACAAGAAUCUGUUUUACAAGACAGACGGGGUCCAGUAUUUAUACCAGACCCUUGAGAGUUCAUGAUUACAAGUAUUCAGGGUAUAUCAGCCGAUAUGAAAGUACAGGGUUUACUUAUAAAAUCCUCAUGACGACAUAAACAAUUUUGCAUCAUCUCAUGUCACAAAGUGCGAAUUUUGAAGUUUGCAACAAAAUAGAUUAUAUAUUCAUCCGUCUUAAUGUCAUAAUGUGUUAUGUUAUUUUAUUUUAGUACGUAUCAGUAACGCAUGCCGAGAUCACUCUGAUACAGUUAGAUCGUAACACAUUCGACAGUGGCUAUUGAAUAUCUUGUGAAUGUCAUGAAUAAAAACUUGGAAGAUUCUCUGAUCAAAUAACAGUCCUUGUCAUGGACCAGAAUAAUACUGCAGACGGCAGCUCUCAUAAAAACGUGAAUUUCUUUCUUUUUUUUCUAAAUCUUGAAGAAUUAUUUUUUUGAACCAGGGAAAACAUUCAGGAUCAGUGUUUUUCUUUCAUUUAGUUGCUGUAGAAAGUCGGGUUUGACAGUGAGAAUUGAAAUUUCAACAACAUGCUCUAUGAAUUUUUAUUAUAAUUUCUGACUGUUGCAUCGUGUAAUUGUUGGAACAAAUACAUUACUCAAAUCCUUACAUUUUACGUUUCAUGCGCCAUGAAUGUUGCCAGGGAUCAGUUUGCAUAGUAAAUGCAGCUAGUGACAGAGAUGUAGCUGUAUUUGCCGCAGGAAUGAUCCAGGCAAGUCAGAUUGCUACCCUCUUACUUUUCUCUGGUAUCGUUACUUUACUAGUUUUUUUUUCUUUGAUUUUUUUAUUAAUCAAACGAUUAUUCAACAGGCUGAAAUGAAAGGAAAAUGUUUCUUAUGUCGAACCGCUGCAAGUUUUGUAUCUGCUCGGAUUGGUAUAAAACCAAAGCCUCCCAUCUCCCCAGAUAAUUUAUCUGGAAAGCUUCUUAAAACUGGGGGUCUCAUAGUUGUGGGUUCUUAUGUCCCAAAGACCACAAAGCAGGUCUAUUUUUUCACUUUCAUCCUAUGUUUUUGUUUACAUGUAAUACAUUGAAUUUGAAAUUAAUUACUUGGUACUAAAUUCUGCAGAUUUUGGGUCUGAAAUCAAAACUUGGGCAUGUUAUUAAAUGCAUAGAGGUGACUUUUUCAUCCCCAGGUCCCUAAUGACAUUUUUCGAUUUUUAUUUAUGAUAUGAUUCGGAUUACAAAUUUAAAUUAUAAUAUGGGCGGAAUAAUAUAUCAUGGCUAUAACAUCUUUAUUUUCGCCUGAUUGAUAUCCUUCUCUGAAGCAGGUCUCUGUUGAUAAACUUUCUAUGAGUUCAUCUGAAGUGAGGGAGGAGGAAAUUAGGCAUGCAGCUGAAAGUGCAAGUUCCUAUCUUAGACUUGGGAAAGAUACACUUCUGAUGACUAGUAGGGAGCUUAUUAAGGGGAAAAGUAAGUCGUUACCCUUUUUUUUCGUCGUAUAUCCAGUUGCAUUAUGUUUAUAUUAUCAUCUUCUCUUCGAUAAAUAAGUGGUGCUUUGAAUGGUUAAAAAUAGGGAGAGGCAUUCCAUUAAUGUGGACAAAAAUUCAGUUUUUGGGUUUGAUAUGUGCGAGGUUUUCGAUAUAAACGAAUCGAUAUUAAAAGAUACUAACGCGGACAGUUUCUGUCAACCAUGUCAUACAUGUUUGAUCAUACGUCCAGUUGGCAUGACAAAACAUGGAAAAGUCCUGUCAUAAGAUUUGCUAAAGCAGCAACAGUCUGCUCAGUUGAGGGAAAGUGAUUGGAAUAAGGCAGGAAACAGGGAUGGGUCUAUCGCAGUUAUGAAGAACGAAAAAAUAUCAAUCAUAGUAUGUUUUUUGUCUAAUCUGUGGAAAUUAUAUCUUCUGUUACAUUAGAUUCACGCCAGCGGAACUAGAUCCAAAACCCAGUAAUCUCAUAUUUUUCGUUCCAUUGCAUUGCGCCGUCUGCUUCUCGUGAAUGAAGCGUUUUCUUCAUUCUGAUGUCAGUCAACACUGGUUUGUCUCAAGGUAAUAGUCCUCACGUCCUAAGUUGCAAAGAUCAUUCUUCUCUCCAUCAAUUUCUCACAACUCGAUCUGAAGUUUCAAACUUGAAUUGACCCAUUCUGGGGCCAUUUUUUUUGUACACGUAGAAUUCCUAUCUUGUAGGGCCUAAAAAAAAACUUAUUAAUGUCUCCCAGUACAAAAUGUUGAUAUGUAUAACAAAUUCCCUGAUGUCUAGCACGAUCAAUGUUACUUACUGAUGAUGCAAAAUUAUUUUCUCGAAUAUUUAUCUUAUUUUUGGAGGUGCAAUAUUAUUCAUGUAAAACGUUAUUGUGCAGCUCCUUCUGAGAGUUUAGAGAUUAACUUCAAAGUGAGCUCUGCAUUGGUGGAGAUCGUUAGGAGAAUAAAUGUACGACCACGUUAUAUAAUUGCAAAGGUACUUAAACAUCAUUCUUGAGGGUACAUCAUCAUUCAGCGGUUUAUGAAUAUUUAUGUAUAUUCUCUUGAUAUUAAGGCUCUAGAAGAAAAAAAAAACACUUCUCUCAUUAUUAUUGUGCUUGAAUUUCUUUUUUCUCCCUCUGUUUAUUCUUUUAUAUCCUAUGUUUCAUGUCAUCUGAUUAAGCUAUGACUAUGAUUUCCAGGGAGGAAUCACUUCAUCAGACCUUGCUACUAAAGCUUUAGAAGCUCAUCGGGCACAGGUUGUUGGCCAAGCUUUGCCUGGUGUUCCCUUUUGGGAGCUAGGACCAGAAAGUAGAUAUCCAGGGAUUCCAUAUAUUGUUUUUCCAGGUAAAAGCUUAUCUUAUAUAUGUUUGUAUGGACGAAGGUAGAGGAUGUUCUCACAAUUUAAUGAAUUUCUCUACCUACAUGCCUAACCCCCGCGUCGUACAGGUAAUGUUGGUGACGAUAAUUCUCUGGCAGAAGUUGUGCAGAAGUGGUCUCAUCCACCAUUGAAGUCUUCGACAAAAGAGCUACUUGUUGUAAGUGUCUUAUUUGGAAACAUGUGUUUAUGGAUUUUUACAAUAAUACAUUUCUUCUUCCUGAAGAAUGCGGAAAAGAGUGGGUAUGCUGUUGGUGCAUUCAAUGUAUACAAUCUUGAAGGGGUAGAAGCAGUUAUUGCCGCUGCAGAAGCUGAAAAAAGUCCUGCCAUCUUGCAGGUAGGGAUGAGUUAUUCAAAUGUCUUUAGAACAACUGUUUUUAGAAGCGUCAUAACGUCCAUGGACGUGACGCCUCAAGUUAUAUUUAUUGAUUGAAAUAUAAAUUAUGUGAAAAACCUUUUCUGAAUUUUGGUCAAAGUUGCCUGCUGGCAAACUUUUUCUAGUUCACAAAAGCUAUUGUUAGUUAGUUGAAAAAAUUUAAGUUUGCUACAUUAUCCUGUUACAGUCUCCUUUGUUUCUUCAUUGUAUCUUUUCCAAAUGUAUUCACAGAAGCAAAUUGAAAAGAUGUUCUGAAACAGUCUGGUCAUCAUGUCCAUUAUUCUCCUCAAGUCAGCACUACAUCUAUCAUCUCUAGUUUCUUUGGAACCUUUUUCCACUCUAGGAUACUAUCUGAUUAACAGAGAAACAAAGACCUUUAUAACGAUAUUUAUGUCCCUCUCUUUCUAAAGUUGUGCGUGUUAGUAUGAAAUUGUCUUUGCGCCUCAAAAACUAAUGCGUCAGUCUGCCCAAGACCCACUCAACUGAGCUUGUUGAGUCAUGCACGUACCCCUAAACAAUGCAGAAAUAAAUAUGGAUUACAUUUAUAAUGUGCAUGGAUAUGUCUACAUUAAUAGAAACUAAUACUUAAUAUACCUCUUUUAUUGCCCAAUCCCUAUCCCGCAUACUAAUGAACAUUCGCUCUGGAAGUAAAAGGAGAAUAAGUAGGAAAUGCUGUAAUGAGCUUUGCAAGCACAGGAAACAAUGAACCAAUGAGAUGAAUUUCUCCUAGUCCAUUUAUAUCACGUCCAAGCAAUAUGGGAUUAACUUUUCAUGGUUUAUCAACCCUUGGUCUUUAUCACAAAAAUAUCAUAAAUACGGUGCCAGCCGUACAAGAGAAAAUAUCAGCUCUAGUAUCACAAUGCUGCAACAGACCGUCUUUCAAGAAAGCUGAAGGAGAAAGCCACAAUGGAUUAAAUAAGGCUGUCGUAUUUUAAGCACCAGGGAACAGGAUUUAAAGCCCGGUGUGAAUCGUGCAUAGAAGUUUUCUUCUUCUGUAUGAUGAUUAGGUUGGAAUUUUUCUUCUCGUAGGAUACUCCUAGAAUAGUGCAUUGCUUUGCUCAAAUUCUAUGUAAAAUCUACGAAACAAUUAAUGAUGUCUUGUUCGAUUUUACCAAAUAAUAAAUUCCGUAGUGUCAUUAUCCUUUUUUUUCCGAAAUAGCGAAGAUUAGUUCAAAUCCGCAUAUUUUAUCUUUCAGGUGCAUCCUGGCGCUCUAAAGCUUGGAGGACACCCUCUAGUUGCUUGUUGCAUCUAUGCUGCUGAACGAGCCAGUGUAAGUAGAAUUCAAAUGAAGACUAGUAUGAAUAAAAACUGCUCUUCGGAAGGCUAACGUUACCAGAUUGAAAGCAUCAUCGUGCUAGUAUUUGGCAUCAUGGGUAUGCUAUAUAUAGGACAUGCAUUGAAAGGUGCUUGGGGGCCGAUAUGCUUACUGAGGAGUUUCACAAAAUCCAACUUCAUAUUUAUAAAAAAAAAAAAAAAAAAAAUUGUCUGCACUUACCUCAGUAUUCUGAUACAGAUCGUGUCCUUUUGUCACUUGUCCUUUUCUUUUGCCAUCUCUUUUAGCUCCUAGAAGAAUCCAGUACACGCACUGGAAAAGUUUCGUUCUUUAUAGUGCCAUACAUGAAGAAGGUUAAUAGAAUUCAUAUAAAGAAGAAGCAUCUAGUUUUGGUUUAGCAAAAAUAGUUUAACGUACUAUCCCAAUCAUCAACUUUCUGUUUUUAUCAAUUUUAGAGUGUUAACAUAAGAUAGGGAAAAAAAAAACGACUCACUCUAUGUGCUUUUAUAAUGAAUAUGCUCCAGUAAAAGUACAUGUUACUCGUUAUUAAAGGUAGAUAGGUGAGAAAUACGUCUUUUCAUGCCUUUAAGUGUUGCUCCAGGAGUUACCAUACUCUAUACGUUCACUUGUCACAUCUCAACUAAGAUCAGUCUCUUUUUAGGAUGAACCUCUUCCACGUUGUACACAUGUGUACCAUGUUUGUCACUGUUUUUCAACUGCGUAUGGACUUGUGAAACUUGCCAGAUCUCGACUCCUUUCAACUUAAUUCAUUCCAAGUUGAAAUGUCAUAGAAUGUCUAAACAAAAGCUAGAGCCUCCCUUAACAAAUCAUCUAUGGAUGUCUGGUUCCGUUCAGUGAGAUCCUUGGACUUGCCCUAUGUUUUUCAUGGCAGGUGCCUAUUGCUGUUCAGUUUGAUCACGGGAGCUCUCAGCAGGAGCUGUUGGAAGCCCUUGAAUUGGUAUAUUUUGCUAACUGUAUCACUCUUGUUGUAGUUCAAUAACUACUUUAUUGUCUAUUAUAUCCACAUUAGAACCUAUUUAAAUAGCAUCUUCAUCUUCCACCAUUGACUAUGCUGUGUCUUUUGGACGAGCACAAGGAGAUGCUGCUAAGUCUCUACUCACUGCAGGGUUUCAAUUCAAUCAUGGUUGAUGGUUCACAUCUUCCUUUUGAGGAGAACAUCUCCUUUACAAAGCACAUAUCGUCCUUGGCACAUGCAAGUAAUAUAAUGGUGGAAGCUGAACUUGGACGACUGUCAGGCACGGAAGAUGACUUGACUGUUGAGGAUUAUGAAGCGAGAUUAACUGAUAUGACUCAAGUAAAUAUAACCAUAGAAUAUAUUUUUCUUUUGUUAAAGAUCAGUGAAGAUUGGUAACUUGGCUCCACGUGUUUCAGGCUGAAAAAUUCAUUGAUGAGACGGGAAUUGAUGCUUUGGCCGUGUGUAUCGGAAAUGUCCACGGAAAAUAUCCAGCUUCUGGCCCAAAUCUGAGACUUGACUUGCUGAAGGUUUACUACUAUCUUCCAAUGCACAACUGGGAUAUAUUUAUAUUUCAAUAGAUAAGCAAGAAUAACUUCCACGCGUCUCAGCUCACACUCUCUAAAGCUUUUUGGAUGUUUGGCUGACAGUAGAUGUUACUUGAGCUUCACAAACCUACGGUUCACACCCACCACCCUUAGCUUCUAGGUGUAUUUAAUCCAGGACAAUCCGUUGACUAGAUGAUGAACUUUUUUUAAGAGAUAUUUCUUUCACAUUCAGCCACCUUAAUUUUUUUCAGUUAGAUCAGCAGUCAGUUUCACUUUCACCCAGGAAAAUAAUAUAUAUAUACAUAUUCAUAUUCACCAUAGAUGUGAUGAUCACAUGCUCCAACAGGUGGACAUCUAGUUCAAAGCCAUGGACACUCAGGUUGUCCAUCAUUCAUAUACCUGCAGCUUCUAUUAUAAAACUGACUGAUGGAUCAUGGAACUGCACCAGACACAGAAGUUCACCGAAUUUAUUCUUGAAAGCUUUAAUUUUCCCCAUGUAGAAAGAAGUGAUUGCCUCUCUAAUUUAGUCAUCCUCUUGUUAGAUCAUCAUGUUCACACUACUCAUGUAGACCCAAUUCUUUUCCUUAAUAUCUAGUAUUAUUUUCAGUAUCUCAAUAAGCUUUGUGCACUAAGAUAGUUCGCUAAAAGUUCACUCUUUGCAACUCUUGAUUUUUUUUUUCUUUUCUUUUUUUUUUUCAAUCUAUGAACCCCGACCACUGUAGCAUGUCAAACAGGCUUGUAGACUUGCCACACUUCUGCCCUCUAGUGGUUCAAUCUGUCCUAAAAUUUUAUGAUUCAGUUAACAGAUGAUCGUCUUUACCUUUUAGAGCCAUCGUUGACUUUCAGUUCAUGUAUGUUCUGAUUUUGAGAAUUUUUUUACCAAAAAUCGCUCAGAGAAUCGGUGCGUUCUUGUUGACAGGAUCUGCAUGAACUAGCUUCAAAGAAAGGGAUCGCUCUUGUUCUCCAUGGAGCAUCCGGAUUGCCAGAGGAACUUAUAAAGGUCAGACCGCCCCUUCAUCCCUCCCAUGUAUCGGUAGAGACUCGUACAGUGAUGGGAAUCGGAUUCCUGCUUUUUCCGCCAAAAUCAUAGCCAGUGCUUGCAUAUUCUGGGUAUAAAAAAAAUGUUCUGAUGAGAUUCCGGUCACCAUUUGAAGAAAUAAAGCCGCGUUCUGGAGAUCAGGGAAAGGUCAAACACUGAUAGCUGGAAUCGAUUCCCUGUUCGAGAGCAUCUACAAGGGUAAAUCAUGUCGCAGUGAUUCGUUAGGUUCACAGGUCCUGGGUUGUAUAUAUUAGGCAAGAACAUUUGUAGGCUCUAACCCACUCCCAUUCAUACAUAGCCCAUCAAAUCGGAUCUGAUCUUCAAUCUAACAAGAGUUAGCCCUCACCCCAGUCUGACACAGAAUCCUUCCGAUUCCCAUCGCCUUGCCCUAGAUUUUAUUCCAUAAAAAGCUUCAUUUUUUAUGUGCAUAUAUAUAUAUAUAUAUAUAUAUAUAUAUAUAGAGAGAGAGAGAGAGAGAGAGAGAGAGAGAGAGAGAGAGCCCGCUUCUGAGUGGGAUAUGAGGAGGGGGGGCGACCAAAGCUAACGAGGGUCUGUGAUGUACAGGAAUGCGCAGGAGCUGGCGUCCGGAAGUUCAAUGUGAACACGGAGGUCAGAAACGCCUACUUGGAGUCUCUGAGGAAGCCCAGCAAAGAUCUGGUCCACGUUAUGUCCUCGGCAAAGGAUGCCAUGAAAGCCGUCGUCGUGGAGAAGAUGCGCCUCUUCGGCUCCUCCGGUAGGGCUUGA
Molecule: messenger RNA, 19323 nt
Organism: Spirodela intermedia
Lineage: Eukaryota; Viridiplantae; Streptophyta; Magnoliopsida; Alismatales; Araceae
Source: the annotation of a GenBank genome assembly